UCUGCUCUAUCGAGCGCGCUUCUCGCAGCAGCUGUGGCGUGGUGUCUGUUAAUUUGCCGAUAAUGGACCAGGCGAGCUAGUGUUAUUUAGCGCAUUUAUCAAUUACUGUAUCCGAAAUAGAAAAAAACUACCUGCGCUAUGGCCAAUGGUUAGACGAGGUGGUGGAUCGGAUUGAACUGAUUUAUUUUUUUUGGCCUCAGUUGUGUGAUUGCCGUUGGGCGGAGCGCCGCGGCAACGGAGCCGGUCUGGCUGGAUUUAACGGAUUAUUAGCCUCCUUUGUUUUUUAAUCAUGCAGCUAAGGUUUUGCUUACGUCUCCUUCCGUCAUGCUGUAUAUUUCUUAUCCUGCACAGCGCCGCAGUAUUAUGUAGUAUUCGCCUAAAGAAAACAGAUGAGCCAAGUGCUUUUUAUUUGGACCCGGUGGGCAUCGAGAGUGGACCGUGGAGUGAGUGGGGCACACGCAGUCAGUGCUCCAAACUGUGUGAUGGUGGAAUAGCGUAUGAACAGCGCACCUGCCGGAAUAAGAAGGGUGCGGCGAAUAACGAGUGUGUCGGGCCGCGCAAGCGGUAUUUCAUGUGCAAUACGGAAGCCUGCCCGGAAAAUACCCCGGACUUCCGUACGGAGCAGUGCUCGAAAUUCGACGACACCCCGUAUCAAGGCCAGAAGUACAAAUGGAUUCCUUACAAGAAAGGUAGCAACAAAUGCGAGCUGUUAUGCCGGCCUGAGAACGGAAGCUUCUACGUGAGCUUUGCUCCGCAAGUCAUCGACGGCACCGCCUGCCAUGACGACAACACGGCCGUCUGUGUGCGCGGGAAAUGUGUCUCUGUUGGCUGUGAUAAGCGUCUGGGAUCCCUGUUGCAAGAGGACAAAUGUCGUAUGUGCGGCGGCGAUGCAUCCUCCUGCAAGUUCGUGGAGGGCCUGUACGACGACAGCGACGUACCCGAAUCCUCGUACGCGGAAUUCCUGAUCAUCCCCAGCGGGUCGACCAACAUCCAGAUCCGCGAGCGCCGUCCCUCGGAGAACUACCUGGCCAUGCGCAACGUCAGCGGCGAGUACAUCUUCAACGGGGACUUCAAGGUGGAGAGCGGCAAACGCCAGAUGCGCAUCGCGGGUACCCUCUUCACCUAUUACCGCGAGAGCCCCAUGUACCCCCCGGCCGAACUGCUCACGGCGCGCGGACCCACCACCGAGCCGGUGGCCAUUGCGAUGUUGCAUCAGGAAGCCAACCCGGGUGUUUUAUACGAAUUCUACGCGCCCAAUAGCGCCAAGGACGUGCGCCCGCUGAGCUUCGCUUGGUUGGCGCGCUCCUACGGACCCUGUAGCUCCAGUUGCGGCGGCGGACGACAGAGUCGGCCGGUGGUGUGCGUCCGCACCAGCGACUACGAACCGGUGGACGAUGAAUUAUGCGAUGCGCUAGUCAAGCCUCAGGCCAGUCGGCAGUGCAAUGUCGAUCCCUGUCCCGCAUUUUGGAAGGUGGGCGAGUGGGAGGCGUGCAGCGCUUCGUGCGGCGGCGGCACGCAGUACCGCAGCGUCGUCUGCGUGCAGGUCGUCGGCGACUACACCACCGUGGUGCCCGAUGCCCAGUGCAAGAAGGCUGGCCAUUCCAAACCGGAAGUGGCCAGGAAUUGCAACCAGUUCAAGUGUCCCGACUGGAUGGUCGGCGAGUGGUCACCGUGCUCGGCCAUCUGCGGACCGGGCUUCCAGAUCCGCACCGUCGAGUGCAAAUCCCGCAAUCCCAAAGAUAAGACCGAGCAUCUCUCCGAUGCGGCCUGCAACGUUCUGAAGAAACCAACCAAAACCCAGGAGUGCUUGUUGGCGCCGUGCGAAGGCCUGGAAUGGGCCGUUUCCGACUGGACCGGGUGUAAUACAUGCGGUCAGCGCAGCCGGACCCGUCGUGCCGUGUGCACCUCCGAGAACGGCACCGUCUACCCGUCGUCCAUGUGCGCGUCGGCCAAGAAACCGGAACUGUCGGAUGCCUGCGCCAAUGCGCCGCCCUGCGAUGCCAUGUGGUUCUCCACCGAAUGGAGCAAAUGUUCGGCGAGUUGCGGUGAAGGUGUGCAGACGCGCGAAGUCUUCUGCGGGACUGUCGACAACCGUAACGCCUCGCAGGUGGUCCGCGUGGCGACGGAUCUGUGCGAUGCCGGGAAGAAGCUGGAGGAGAAGCAGAACUGCAAGGAGAACUUCACCUGCGACGGCCAGUGGUUCAGCGGGCCCUGGAUGCCGUGUACGCAAAAAUGCGGCGGCGGAUCGAAGCGGAGGUACAUUAUCUGCCUGAAGAACGACAGCGUGGUGGACUCGUCCAGCUGCGAUAAAGAAGAGAAGCCGACAGACUCCGAGGAUUGCAACACGGAGCCCUGUGAUAAAGAGGGAUUCCUCGGUUCGACGACCGGCGCGGGGGCGGCCCAGAAGGACGCCGGGGUGGCAUGUGCGGAGACAGAGUUCGGGUGUUGUCCGGACAAUUCCACCGUGGCCGAGGGUCCCUACGGGGCCGGCUGCAACGCCACGGCGGACGGCGCGGACUCCACCGGAAGUAAGCCGCGACAACGCCGCUUGAAAUCCGUCCCCAUGUUCCCCAUGGACAACAACGGGACGCUGGACCUCAACGGGACGGACACGAACGGCACCGAUACCACCGAUAGCUUGGACCUCGACGAAACCGACAUGGUGACGACGGAGAGUACCCCGGCGGACAACGACACCCUGACGCUGGGCGAAGACCUGGCCAUGGCGCCCACCGGCCGCAAAACCAAACUCCGUUCCCAACCGAUGCUGCGCACCAACGACACCGCCGACGGGGCCGGCGCGGACGGAUUGAACGCCACAGACACCGACUGCGCCACCUCCCAGUUCGGCUGUUGUUCGGACAACACCACAGCGGCCAGUGGAGCGAACCAGGAGGGCUGCGAGGACGCCGUGGAGGGCUCGGCGGCUGAAUGUGAGGGAUCCGAGUUUGGGUGUUGUCCGGAUGGGAAAGUGCCAGCCCGCGGCCCGGACCAUGCCGGAUGCAAGCAGAAGAGCGAACCGGCCGUUGUGCAGGGAGAGUGUGCGCAGACGGAGUUCGGGUGUUGCGCGGACGGGCAGACGAUGGCGCUGGGCGCGGAACGCGAAGGCUGUCCAGAGAGUGACUGCGCCAACAGCUAUCACGGCUGCUGUCCCGACGGGGUGACCUUCGCGCAGGGUCCCGGUUAUGAGGAGUGCCCGCACACCAAACAGCCCAAACAGAACUGUGAAAUCUACUCGGAACAAGGCUCGUGCCGCAAUUACAGCAUCAAAUGGCAUUAUGACUUCGAAUAUGGUGACUGUACGCGCUUCUGGUACGGCGGAUGCGAAGGCAACGACAACCGCUUCGAUUCGGAGCCGGAAUGCCAGGCGGAGUGCAUCCGUCCCGCCGGGGCGGCGGUGUGCAACCUGCCGAAGGUGCACGGGCCCUGCGACCAGAAUCUGCGGAUGUGGUACUACGACAAGUACGUCCGCGAAUGCCUGCCCUUCCACUACGGUGGCUGUCUGGGCAACGAGAACCGCUUCGAGAGCCGCGAGGACUGCAACGAACGCUGCGUCGAGACGGCCAUUCCCGAUGUGUGCCAGCAGCCGAUGCGGCAAGGCAAAGGCCCCGGACAGAUUGUGCGAUGGUACUUCGAUAAGGCCAGCGGUCGAUGCAAUCAGUUCUUCUACAGCGGAAGUGGCGGUAAUGGCAACAGAUUCGUUUCGGACGACCAGUGUCUUAAAAAGUGUGGUGCCGGCGAAACCCCGCGACCAGCGGACAUCUGCACGUUGGAGAAGGCGGAGGGCGACUGCAAGGAGUACUACCCCCGCUACUACUUCGACCGCAACUCGCAGCGCUGCGAACAGUUCAUCUACACGGGCUGCCAGGGCAACGAGAACCGCUUCGAGCGGCUGGAGGAGUGCCAGCAGGUCUGUCUGCGCUACCUGCCCUCCCCGCCCGAGGGCGAGUACCCCACCGAGGCCCCGCCCACCGUCAAUCCCGCCGUCCAGCACUGCUUCCUGCCCAGCGACCGCGGCACGUGCGAGCGCAGUCUGCCGCGCUGGCACUACGACAGCACCGACGGCGUCUGCAAGCGCUUCUUGUUCUCCGGAUGCGGCGGCAAUAACAACAACUUCGAGACGCAACUGCACUGCCUCAACGACUGCGGCAACGCUCAAGAUAAAUGCGAGCUGCCGAAGGUGGUGGGUCCGUGUCGCGGGCUGCUGAACGUGUAUUACUUCGACAAGUACGAGCGCGCCUGUCUGCCCUUCCAGUACGGCGGCUGCCAGGGCAACGCCAACCGCUUCCCGUCGGCGGAAGAGUGCCAGCAGAGUUGUGCCCACGUCAUUUCUCCGCCCACUCCGCCACCCGUCGACGAGAACGUCCACACUAUUCCGCCGGAAUAUCCCGCGCAGACAUACCCCACGGCGCCCGGCCAGAAUCCCUAUCUCGCCAUCUGCAGUAUGCCGGUGGAUGCGGGAGCGUGCGAUGAGCGGCAGGCGCGUUAUUACUACGAUAUUUCUCAAGGCAAAUGCUUGUCGUUUACUUACACGGGAUGCGGCGGUAACCAGAAUCAUUUCCACACACUGGAACAGUGCGAAGGCUUCUGUGCACAAUUCGGUGUGGGAUGUCCGGCGCGGACGUGCGACAUCCAGUGCCCGUACGGCUACGAGAACGACCCCAGCUCCUGCCCCACUUGUCGCUGCGUGGAGCCCUGUCGCGACAUGCAGUGCCCAGCGUAUGCCGCCUGCACUGUCCAGACCCUGCCUAAUGGGGAAUUCGUCGGCACCUGCACAUCACGAUUGGAGAAAGCCGGCACCUGUCCGUCCCUGGAGGAUAUCCCGCCAGGUUCGUGCGAUCGGGCAUGCGGAACGGAUAACGAGUGUCAUGGACAACAGAAGUGCUGUAAUAACGGCUGUGGUACGACAUGCAUGACGCCUGUCGAACUCGGAGAACAACCACCCGUCUAUCCCUAUCCAGAACCCACUCCGCCGCCUUACGAGCCGGAACCCCCCGUGGAGGGUGGACCGUAUCCAGCUUUCAUUUCCGCGGGUCCGCAUGAGCUGCGCGCCGAACCCGGUCAACCGUUGGACCUGCCUUGUCACGCGCGCGGCAAUCCCGAGCCGCAGGUCACGUGGCAGCACAACAACGCCACUUUGCGGCUGGACGAUCAUCACUUCCAGCAGCGCGGCUCCGAUCUGCAUAUUGAGGAGGUGCGACUGGACGACUCCGGCGACUACAUCUGCUUCGCCAACAACGGCCUCGGACCCAGCGCGCAGCAUCUUAUACGCUUGCAUGUCGAAUCUGUGCUGAAGAUCGACGGGUCGGACACGAUGGUCAGCACCCGCGUCGGCGAUCGCGCCAUCCUCAAAUGCUCCGCCCACGGCGUCCCGCAGCCCCGCAUCAGCUGGAGCAAAGGUGGAGAACCGGUGGGACGGGAUUCGCCUAAAUUCCGUCAGAUGGGCGACGAUUCGUUGGUGAUCGAGAACGUCCAGUACGACGACCAGAGCGUGUACAUCUGCACGGCCGACAACGGGGUGCACGCGCCGGCCAUCAAGAACGUCGUCCUCAGGGUGCACGAGGAGAUCAAAGCGCAGAUCAUCGCCUCGUCGUCUAACUUCGCCUCCGGCUCGCAGCUGCGACUGGAGUGCCGGGCUAGCGGCUAUCCGCAGCCGCGCGUCCGGUGGUACCUGAACGCGCACGAGAUCAUCUCCGACGGCGACCGCUCGCAGGUCUUCACCAACGGGACGCUCCUCAUUAAACGCGCCCGUGCCUCAGACGCCGGCGUGUACCAGUGCCAGGCCAGCAACGAGCAGAGCAGCAGCUCAGAUUCCCUCCGCGUCUUCAUAACAGGCGCUCCGCUGACGCAGGAGUGCACGGACAACGAGUACUACGCCAACUGCAAACUGAUCGUGGUGGCGGAGUUGUGCAACAACGAGUAUUACGCCAAAUUCUGCUGCAAAUCCUGCACGGAAUCCGGCCAGAUCCGACCCAACGGCUACCGGCGCAGACGGAAGCGUUCGCUGCGACCGGCGCAUUUCCUCUGAAGAACAACUUAAAGAAAUGGUUGCCAGCAUGUUUAGCGACAGACGGUGUUCUUGACUAUUUAUUGACCAUCCCCCGCAUGGCAUUUACGUGGAGACUUCCGCAUUGAUCGAUGUUUUUUGUUUCUUUUCUCCACAACAUUUUCCCGCAUUUCUCCCUGCAUUUGUAUUUGCUUUUUAUCGUUCUGCUUGGUGUGCUGCGUUUGUAGGUUUUUAUCCGAGUGUUUUAUCGAUAAAUAAAUCAAUGAAAUAACCAAUGAAUCAAUGAAUCAAGAGGAUCGAGUCACAAACCGGCGAGAUAAGAAGCCAUGAGUUUUUAAUUUUAAGGCAGAAU
Molecule: messenger RNA, 6359 nt
Organism: Paramacrobiotus metropolitanus
Lineage: Eukaryota; Metazoa; Tardigrada; Eutardigrada; Parachela; Macrobiotidae
Product: papilin-like
Biological process (GO): extracellular matrix organization
Cellular component (GO): extracellular region; extracellular matrix
Molecular function (GO): metalloendopeptidase activity; serine-type endopeptidase inhibitor activity
Source: RefSeq, a predicted model, not a curated record